Molecule: messenger RNA, 1843 nt
Organism: Oryza brachyantha (malo sina)
Lineage: Eukaryota; Viridiplantae; Streptophyta; Magnoliopsida; Poales; Poaceae
Product: probable E3 ubiquitin-protein ligase BAH1-like 1
Exons: 6
Coding region: 495-1460 (321 amino acids)
Source: RefSeq, a predicted model, not a curated record
UCCUCUCUUCUCACAAAUCCAAUCCUAAUCGCGUUUGCAGCAAACAUUUCCCCUUCUUUUGUUCUUCUUUCUCACGUGAGACGCCUGAGCUGAGCUCAACCGGUUUCUGGCCCCUCUUGAUCUCCGUGAGCUCGCUGCCUUUUCUUUUCUUUUCUGUGGUGCGUGGUUUCAUCAGUUUCCCCCCUUUCUUUAGCCAUUGAUCCGAUUGCUGUCUCUUGUUGCAUGUGCAUUCCUCUCAAUCCAUUCUUCGGACCGUGCCCCAAUCCGUCCACGAGCUGCCCAAAUUUGGGUUCAUCUUUGUUAAACCGUCCAACUCAUCCUGAAAAUCUCUCCAAGAAAUCCACAUUAAAAAUGCAUUAAGGCCUAAUUACAUCGUAUAGACAUACCCCAGAAUCCGAUUCCGGACGCAAUAGGUGUACAAGUUAACAAAUCAAGUGCCCGAAAUUUGCAUCCUUUUGUGGUCGGGGUGAUACUUAUCGCGGCGGAUUUUAGCCAUGAAGUUUGCGAAGAAGUACGAGAAGUACAUGAAGGGGAUGAACGAGGAGCUCCCAGGCGUGGGGCUGAAGCGGCUCAAGAAAAUGCUCAAGAAAUGCCGCUCCGACCUCCAGUCGCACGAGAACGACGGCUCCUCCGCCGGCCGCUGCCCCGGCCAUUGCUCUGUAUGUGAUGGGAGUUUCUUUCCAUCUCUUCUCAAUGAGAUGUCAGCCGUUGUUGGCUGCUUCAAUGAAAAGGCCAAGAAACUUCUCGAGUUGCACUUGGCAUCAGGUUUCAAGAAAUAUACAAUGUGGUUCGCCAGCAAGGGUCACAAGAGCCAUGGGACACUGAUACAGCAAGGGAAAGACUUGGUUACCUAUGCAAUUAUAAAUGCUGUGGCCAUGAGGAAAAUUUUAAAGAAGUAUGACAAGAUACAUUAUUCAAAGCAAGGGCAGGAAUUCAAAGCUCAAGCCCAGAGUCUGCAUAUUGAAAUUCUUCAAUCCCCAUGGCUCUCUGAGCUGAUGGCUUUUUACAUGAACUUGAGAAGAAGCAAGAAGAACAAGGUGGCUAUGGAGCUCUUCGGGGAUUGCUCCCUCAUAUUCGAUGAUGACAAGCCAACAAUUUCAUGCAGCCUUUUUGACUCCAUGCGUGUUGAUAUUAGCUUGACAUGUUCAAUUUGCUUGGAUACAGUGUUUGACCCAGUCGCUCUUUCCUGUGGUCACAUAUACUGCUACUUGUGCAGUUGUUCUGCUGCAUCCGUUACAAUUGUUGAUGGGCUGAAGUCUGCCGAGCGCAAAUCUAAGUGCCCCCUGUGCCGACAGGCCGGCGUCUUUCCUAAUGCUGUACACUUGGAUGAACUGAACAUGCUACUAAGCUAUAGUUGUCCAGAUUACUGGCAGAAGAGAAUACAGAUGGAGCGGGUCGAGCGUGUUCGUCUGGCUAAGGAACACUGGGAGUCACAGUGCAGAGCAUUCUUGGGCAUGUGAUUCUGAAAUAUUAAGUUUCAGGUGUUUUUUUAUUACUUUUUUCAGAGGAGCUUCAUGUGUAGUUGCUUAGCAAAAUGGAAUUGGCCAUUGUUGUCACUUAUAUCCUGGUCUGCUGCUCCUCUUUGUGCAGUGAAGUUGGAUUUGUAGUCAUAAAUGGAUGUGCUUGGGGGGGGGGGGGGGGGGGGGGUUCACUGCUGGCUGCUGCUGUGCAGUGAAUAGCUGUAAAUUCAUUCGUGCUGUGAAUGUACAAAGGGUAGAUUUUUAGUCAUUGUUCAAGUGAAUAACUGUAAAUUCAUUUGUAUUUGACCAUUUCAUCUCCACGAUUAACUCAACAUGAAAUUCAUGUUUUUAUGAAGAUUUAAAUAUAGGACCUUAGGUGUUAC